UGGUUGUGCCUCAGGAGCUGCAUAUCCACCGCCGUAUACUGGAGCUUGUCCAGGAGGUUGAAAUUGACCGCCUCCUUGCGCUUGUCCUCCCAGUGCCGAAUUCGCACCCGCCCCAAAGUCAUAAGCUUGCGCCGCGUAACCUCUCUUCUUCUUCUUCCCUCCAUCGUGCUCGGCCUGCCCAGGUUGGGGAGGAGGCGAUGCGGUCCCAAAGCCAGGCUGCGCUGGGCUCUGCUGCUGUUCAUAAGGAUCCGGGGCAGGAUAGCCUUGAGCUGGAUAACCCUCUUGCGGUGCCGCCAUGUUGGUGGCCGUAGUUCGUUGGAGGAUGCGGGGUGGGUAGUUGCAGCUUCACCAGUGUGCGGGAGCUUGUGAGGAUGUCGGGAAGCCGAGGAGCUCGAGGCAGUUAAUUGGAAAUGUCAAUGUUGGGGUUGCCAGUACGGUACUGCAGAGAGUGGCUACAGAUUCGACGGCGUUGAAAGUGUGGAGGUAGAGAGAGACGGAUCCAGGCCAGGGAACACGUUGCGAUGUUGAACUUGGUCGGUAGGUCGCGGUGAAUCCAGUGAAUUGUCUGGGGAGAUCAGCUUUGGCAGAUGGCGACGAGGUUGGCAAAGAGCACAGUCAUGACAUUGGACAGAUUUCGUGAUGGACUAUAAAUUGCUACCUAUUGUCUAGCCUUGUGGGUGGGUAGGGAGCCGUAGGGACCUGAGCCGUAGCUUCCACCCUACCUACCGCCUGCCCGCAGGAAAUGGAAGGUGUCCAUUCGGGUCACGUGUCUCAUAUCGCCCCGCAUCCAUAUCGCAGCGGGCAGCUCAGAUACAAGAUCCUAGGUUAGAUGACAGUGACUCCCCACCAACCUGGUGCCGUGCCUGUGUCAGUGCUAACCCAGCACUGCUGGUGCUUUUGCCUUCAUCUUCCAAAUAUACUCAUAUCUCCAUCUCAACGCGCAUCAUCUGGGGCUGAGGACCCUAUCUCCAGUUUGAAGAAGCCAAGGAGAACUUCCAUCUCACGCCACUGAUGAUCGUACCUUUCAACACCCGCAGCCCCUCAACCCCAACCCCAACCCCAGACUCAUCGCCCAUCCGAAUCCCGUACCCAUCACCCCAUCCCAGCAGACUCGAGUGAUUCCAAGCUUGACGCCAACGGGAAGCCAUACCAAGCUGGUCGACAGAUUUCUCGAUAUACCGGUACUUGUUUUCGUACCAGCUACAAUUCGGUCGAGGAAACAUUGUGGAUGAUCAUGAAUUCGGCUUCACCAAACGCCUCUAACUCCGGAGGGAAAGUGAUCAAUACUUCCUCGUCCCAUUCGCCUCUCCAACAACAGCACGCUCAAAUUACAUCUCCUAGCUUUGAAUCCGGUUUGAGGCGUUCUGGUCAGCAAUCAAUUCCCAUUCAUGCCACAUCCCGAAACAAUCAAAGUCACAAGAAGCAGCACAAGAACUCCAAGAAAUCGAGUUUUGUAGACGAGGACACAAUGGCAGAAAAUGUGGGUUUGAUAUCUUUCUCGAGGGAUUCAUUAGCUAAUAAUCGAAGGGAGCUAUGAGAAAUCCCAAUGGUCGGAGAGGUCAGACUUCCAUCACUCACCUAAUGAACUUCUCUCUGCCUCCACGACCACAGGACUACCGUAACACCAUGGCGAGGGGAACACGACGAGGUAAUACAUAUGGUAUUGGAUCCGGUCAUCACUCCAGUGACAAGGCAAGGUGAUAACCACCAGUCGUUACAUAAUUAUCACUUCUAACCAUGCUAGGUAUAUACACGCCAAUUAUCGCUUUAUUGUCAAGCCGAAUGGAGAUUACAAACCACAGGCUGUCAAUGCCGAUCAGCAUCUUGACUGGGAUGAUGUUCUCCAAAUUCUUGCUUCCUCAGUAUCUCAGGAGGCAUCGUGUCCGAUUUGUCUCUCCCAUCCAGUAGCACCCAGGAUGGCGAAGUGUGGUCACAUAUUUUGUCUACCAUGUUUGAUUCGAUACAUGCACUCUACGGAUGACGUAAACCCAAUUCCAGAAAAAAAGGCCCGAUGGAAGAAGUGUCCGAUUUGUUGGGAUUCGGUGUAUAUUUCGGAGACCAGACCUGUGAGGUGGUAUACCGGACAAGAGGGAGCAGCUUUAAGAGAGGGUGAUGAUGUGGUUUUGAGACUCGUUAUGCGACAACCUGGGAGCACUUUGGCUCUACCCCGUGAUGGCGCCGAUGUACUCGAGAAAGCAGAAGAUGUUCCUUGGUAUUUUGCUGCUGAAGUCAUGGAUUAUGCCCGAAUCAUGAAGGGUUGUGAGGAUUACAUGAUUGAGCAAUUCGAUAAUGAGAUUAAAGAGCUUCAGAGGCAGGAAACGGAAGAUGAGCUGAUGUUUGGAGAAGAGCCUCAGUGGACAAGAAAGGCUGUAAAUGCUGUCAAAGAAGCCAAGGAGCAAGUUCAAGGCAUCGGUAACCCGCCUCCUCCAAAGGAACCGACUGAGAAGAAGCCCAAGCGACUACCGAUACAGUUUACAUCAAUCGAGGAGGCGCCAGAAAUGUAUUUUAUACAAAAUUCUUUAAAAUCGGGAAUGGAUGCGACGACCAGCUCACCUGAAAUGUCGACACCAGGCGUUACACCUAAUAGUCAAGAAGCGGUGGAGUCUACAACAGGUCACACCAAUCCUAACGAUCAAAAGUCAAUUCCAGCGGCCUCAAAACCACGUUCCCGCACAGUGAGCGAAGCCCAUCAUCCAGAUGCACCAUACUUUUUCUAUCAAUCCCUUCUCCAUUACUAUCUUGCACCACUUGAUAUUCGAAUCCUUAAAUCGGCUUUUGGAAACUUUGCAUCCUUUCCAUCAACGCUUCUUCCCCGCGUCGAGCGCAUUUCUACCGGCAACAUAAUGGAUGACGAGUUACGAAAACGAACGAAAUAUCUUUCUCACCUUCCGUAUGGCUGCGAAGUCGGCUUUCUCGAAUGUAAUUGGACUGACGUGGUAGCACCUGAUAUUUGUGACCAGUUUAAACCCGAAAUUGAGAAGAGAAGAAAGCGAAACAGAGAUAAAGAAAAUCGAGAGGAAAAAGAUAGGGUACGAGCCGAGAAAGCAGAAGAUGAAGCCAGAUGGGCCAAUGCGAGAAGGAAACGCCCAACAGAUUACGCUGGAAACUAUUCCGAGGACGAUUUUCAUCCGCUGGCCCCGUCAUCGUUCGAUCCAAAUAAUUCAUCCCCUCCCUGGCCAUCUCGUCAACGGUCUUCCUUUGCUACCCUAGCCUCCCCUUCCACGAGCCCAAAUGCUCCAAGGACAGUCUGGGGAACCGCAAUGAGGGCUCCAGCAUCACCAGAGUUCAAUCCCCAACCGGUUCGAAAUGAUGCUGAUGACGGAUGGUUACAUUCGUGGGAGCAGGAGUUGCAGGCGGAAAAUGAUGAACUGAUUGCACAGGUCCAGGCAGCGUCGCUAAAUGGUGAGAGUAGCACAAGUGUUCUGCCCAUAAAUACCGGUGGCGGCCAAGGCAAGAAGAAAAAAGCGAAAAAGAUUACUUUGAUGAGUACUACUGCCAGAAGAGCAGCUUGAGAUGUUCCAUUUGUGGUACACAGAGUCCAGCCAGAAGUGUGGUUAGCUUCUUAACGAUUACACCUUGUUCCAUUUGUAGCAUGGGGGAUGUUGGGGAGGAGUAAGAAGAAGAAGUUGGCCUUGAUGUGAGGGUUUGGAAUAUAUGGCGGAUUGAGUUUGGAUGGGAGGUUCACAGGAAGUGUUGCUGUUGAGG
Hymenoscyphus albidus is the source of this 3705-nucleotide messenger RNA. NCBI's taxonomy places the organism in Eukaryota, Fungi, Ascomycota, Leotiomycetes, Helotiales, Helotiaceae. The record is from the annotation of a GenBank genome assembly.